CCGGGCGGGCUGGCUCUUGGGGGGCAUGACGCUGCUGGGGGGGCUGGUUCAUCUAGGGCUGAACGCGGGGCUGGCGGCCAUCCUGCGAGAUCCCCGGCACCGGGAACACUGCGCCGUGGGCUUCUCAGGGGUCAUCUUCUGUCUGGAAGCCAUGGAGGGUAUCCUAGCACCGGUCACCAUAGUAACCCUGGGCAGCGUCACCAUAACGACCAAAUGGCUCUGUCUGGCUGAGUGCAUCACCGUGAGCCUCCUGUACCCCAGCAGCUCCUUGACAGGCCACGUGUCGGGAAUCUUGGUGGGCGUGGCUCUUGCGGCCACGCCCCUCAUCUUGGCCACGCCCCUCUCCCCCAGUUUAUGAUGGCACCACAGCUCGCAUGGAAGAACUGUCCCCACCCCACCACUGGGGGGCGCCCUGGAUCCAAACCCACCCGUCCAGCCCGGAGCCGCCAGCCCCACGGCGCCAGUUUGGCUCCCAGGCCUGUUUUGUCAACCUGGGUCUGGUGCUGUUUGUAGGUAAACACGCCUGGCCCACGUCUGAAAGCCCCUCUGUUUCCACUGCACACAGCGGGCGACUGCCCCAUGCCUGGCCCCAGGGUGGGGACUGGCUGGCUCAGGGGGCGGGGAAUGGGGCACAGGCUGGCACACGAGUGACCCCCCGCGGGCGGGAGUGGGCGAGGCAGAGCAAACAUCCCCUGCCGCCCCAUGCCCUGGGGGCACAAGGCAGCAUGACGCGCCGCCCACAGGCAGGGCAGCAAAACCCCAUGUGGCCACGCACGUCAGUGUCGUGCAAUGAACGGCCAAGCAUGUGAGCGGUUGCUGGUGCCGGGUCCAGGCACGGGGGGAACCCAUUGGAGCCCUGGGGCUAAGGUCAGAGUGCCUGAGCUCAGGGUGCGAAGCGUGCCAAUUGGCUGAGGGGGCCUGGGAGAGCACAAGAGAAAGCUCAAAUGGGCAUGCAGGAGGGCAAGUGUGCAAGAGCACACUAAUGUGCAAGGGCCCAGGCACAAGGAGAGCGUGCGAGAGGGACAGGCACAUGGGGGGAGAGGAGACAGGCGAGGUAUUGCAAACCUCCAGCGCCACGUGUGGGCGAGAGCGUUUGUGCACAUUGAGAUGUGAAAGGGGAGAGAGCCGCACCCAGGGUCACCAGGGAACGUGUGAGAGAUGUGCAGUGUAAGCAGGCAGGGCUGGGUGCGGAAGCAUGAGACUGUCGCAGCGCUCGUGUAGGAUCACAAGCGGGUGCAAGGACACAGCAGGACAUGCCCAGUGUCACAGCUACACACCCACAGGCUCACAAGCACCUGUGAGAUGCAAGUGGCCCAUGCACAACUGACCAUAAACACACGCAAGGGUAGGAGUGGGGGGAUGCUAAGCAUGUGGCCACCCUGUCACGAGGCAAGGACAUUUGUGUGCACACUCCCACAUGCACAGGACUGCAUGCGCUUGUGGGGGUGUCAGCGUGCCAGAUCACAAGCACUCACACUUGGGGGCCAACAGUGCACAAGUGCAUUGGCAGGCAAGCUCAUUGUGGGCCACACAACUGCAGGCAUGUGUGAGGUCACAAGUGCAUUGCAUGCACAAUCACAGGUGCACGCAGAAGACCAGAAGCACACACGCAAGAUCACAAGCACACUGCAUGCAAAAUCACAAGUGCACAUGCCAGAUCACAAACGCACGAUCACAAGCGCACUGCACACAAAAUCACAAGUGCAUUGCACGCAAAAAUCACAAGCGCAGGGUCACAAGCGCACUGCACGCAAAAUCACAGGUGCACAUGCCGGAUCACAAGCGCACUGCAUGCAAGAUCACAAGUGCACCCGCCUGCAACAUCACAAGCACACGCACAGAGUCACAAGUGGGGCCCAGCGCAUUAGUGGGCCACCUCCAGCCUACCAGGUGACAGGAGCCGCUGGAUUUGGAGUCACACCCAGGGUACCCGCCGAUCGGCCCCUCUUCCCCGGGAACGACCCCAGCGCCCUCCACAGGAAGCACAGAUGUGGGGGGUGCCCGGCUCAGGAGGUUGGGUGGGGGGCUCGGCUCCUCUCCCCACAGAGGACAGCAGCCGCAAAGGUCCGAUAUAGUUUUUAUAGAGUGAUAUCGAGAGAACAAUUUCCGUCGCCCAAACCGUCUCUAUAUAUUAAAAGGAUCAUUCACUUUUCUCUCA
Messenger RNA from Dermochelys coriacea (leatherback sea turtle), 2158 nucleotides. RefSeq names its product rhomboid-related protein 4-like. The record is from RefSeq and is a predicted model, not a curated record. Bases 26 to 358 code for a protein of 110 amino acids. Gene Ontology annotation, molecular function: serine-type endopeptidase activity. Gene Ontology annotation, cellular component: membrane. The transcript has 4 exons. Lineage: Eukaryota; Metazoa; Chordata; Testudines; Dermochelyidae.